This is a messenger RNA of Eutrema salsugineum, 1514 nucleotides long. RefSeq names its product FBD-associated F-box protein At4g10400. Gene Ontology annotation, molecular function: protein binding. The record is from RefSeq and is a predicted model, not a curated record. Lineage: Eukaryota; Viridiplantae; Streptophyta; Magnoliopsida; Brassicales; Brassicaceae. The transcript has 4 exons. The coding region runs from base 146 to 1372 and encodes 408 amino acids.
AUCUAUUCAGAAUUGAAAUGGCUAUAGAGUAGUUGUUGACAUUUGCUUCGACAGAUGUUCGGACGCUUUUGAAUUGUCUUCUGAUUCCGGUUCCAGAGUGAAAAUCGAACUCUACAGGUAGCGAUAUCUUUUGGGUUGUAAAGAUAUGGACAGAAUCAGUGAUUUAUCUGAUGAAUUGCUGAUUAAGAUAUUAACCUCUGUUCCGACAAAACUUGCUGUAUCAACUAGUAUUUUGUCCAAACGAUGGGAGUGUCUUUGGAAGUGGCUGCCUAAACUUGAGUACGAUGAUACAGAUUAUUCAGUGUCUGAAUGUAAGAUGUUAAGGUGUUUUCUCGACAGAAAUCUGCCAUUACAUAGAGCUCUUAUUAUAGAAAGCUUCCGUCUCCACUUGAAAAGUCAGCGUUUCAAACCCGCAGAUAUCAAACUGUGGCUUCUAUUUGCUGUUUCUCGCUGCCCACGUGAGCUCGAGGUUUCUUAUUCGAGAAAACGAACUGUAUCGUCGAGUAGCUUGUAUACCUGCAAAGCGCUUGUGAUCUUGAAACUCAGUGGAGCGAUUCUCGUGGACGUUCCUCGGAUGGUUUCUCUUCCUUCUCUGAAGACAUUGCAACUUCGUGAUGUGACAUACUCGGAUAAAGAAUCCCUUCAACGGCUUCUAGCUAUUUGCCCUGUUCUUGAAGAGCUAUCCGUGGAUUUAGGUGAUGGCGGCAAAAUGGAAAAGCUCACUGUUAGCGUCCCGUCUUUGCAGAGUUUAACAUUCAAUGUACCUCAUGAUUGUGGAGUAGAUGAGCUUGUGAUAGAUACUCCUUCUUUGAAGUAUAUCAAACUUGAGGAUCGGAAAGGUCUCAUCUAUUUGGUUGCUAACAUGCCUGAGCUGAGGGAGGCAUAUAUUGAUGUUAAAUUGUAUGGAAUCAGUAAUCUUAUGGGAUCAAUCACAUCUGUCAAGCGUCUUACAACAUGUUUCAUGGUUUUUGUCAACGGUUUUGUCUUCAACCAACUUGAACAUCUGAAGAUAUGUCAAUGCCAUAUGCAUACGUCGAAUCUCCUUGUCUGGUUGCUCAAGGUUUCUCCUAACUUACAAGUACUAGACCUCUACGUAAUGAAAGAUCAUCACUAUGAAAAAAGUUAUAGGUGGUGUCCACUUAGUGCUGUUCCUCCUGAAUGUAUGCUAUCGAGUCUGCGAAUUUUCAACUGGUCAGUAUACUUUGGAAGACCAGCAGAGAGAGAUUUUGCGGUUUAUAUCUUGGAAAACGCUCGUCUCUUAGAGACUGCAACUAUCUCCUGUAAGGACUGGUAUGUUCCAAAACUCGAGAUGAUCAAGGAGUUGUCAUCAUCUUCCCGAGCUUCAACCACAUGCCGACUCGUAUUUGAUUGAGGAACUAGCUCAUUAGAUGGUUGAUGUAAUAGGAUUCUGAAAUUGGUGUUGCAAUCAACAUUGUAGCUGAUCGUAGCUAAAAGACUGUCCGAUUUUUGUGCAUUGUGUGGGAAGUGUCUCAAUGAGAAAGUAUUUGAUAUUA